This is a messenger RNA of Daphnia carinata, 848 nucleotides long. RefSeq lists its product as uncharacterized. Gene Ontology annotation, molecular function: NAD+ poly-ADP-ribosyltransferase activity; NAD+-protein-arginine ADP-ribosyltransferase activity. The coding region runs from base 16 to 810 and encodes 264 amino acids. NCBI's taxonomy places the organism in Eukaryota, Metazoa, Arthropoda, Branchiopoda, Diplostraca, Daphniidae. The record is from RefSeq and is a predicted model, not a curated record. The transcript has 3 exons.
GAUGCGUUUCCAACGAUGGCGUCCAAUAAAAUGUUUGCCUUGCUUGCUGUUCUUCUGUUCAAUGGUCUUUUAAGUAGCACAUCGCCAAUAAUUGAUCCCCAAACUGGUGUAAAUGUCGACAUAGACGCAUACGGAGUAGAAAGGUCAUACGAACCCUUCUAUCGGCAACCUAACUUAUAUUUGAACGUCACCUACGAUCUUUAUGAGUUGGAUCCUGCAGUGCUUCCUACGGUGCGAGCAGAGAUCAUGCUCGAGGACGAUAUGGCACACAAUGAAAAAUUAAGAAUUACUUGGGACAUCGCUGUCGCUACGAAUCCAACUUACAAUUCAGAACAAUUGGCCGCAUAUGCGUACUCCAUGUCAGAACCAGAAUAUCUCUAUGCUACGUUCAAUGACGAAACAAGCGCGUUCCGCGAUGACUCUGAUUAUAAUUCGUACUACUACAAGGGUUUCUUUGGUCUUCUUUUGCUUGCGUGCCAAGAUUAUGACUUCGAGCUUUAUAGGGGAGUCAAUUACACAGUACCAGCUGAAGUGAAUCAGUAUAUCCGUUUCAAUAGGUUUUUGUCAUCGAGUACGAAUUUGGCAAUCGCCCAAAAGUACGCCAAUUCUUCUACUGGACAAGGGACGAUUUUUCUAAUCCAGGGAACGAAACAUGCAAACCACAUCGCGCCAUACAGUGUUGUACCAGAAGAUGAAGAAUACCUUAUUGCUCAAGACGCGCAGUUCUUCGUAACAGCUAUCGGUGAUAUGAUUUUUCCGGACGGAAACAGGGCCAUUCAGAUAACGAUGUCUUCAGUCAGUUACACGUAGAACGCGAGCAUGCUGUAACCAUCACCGUUAGUAUAUUU